Molecule: messenger RNA, 1220 nt
Organism: Eurytemora carolleeae
Lineage: Eukaryota; Metazoa; Arthropoda; Copepoda; Calanoida; Temoridae
Product: deoxynucleoside triphosphate triphosphohydrolase SAMHD1
Biological process (GO): dGTP catabolic process
Cellular component (GO): nucleus
Molecular function (GO): dGTPase activity
Source: RefSeq, a predicted model, not a curated record
GAGAACAAUCUUUGGCCUAUAUUCAUGGCCUAUGAUUUCACUGACUUGGAUCUUAUCUUCAUCAAGGAGUUGAUUUACGGCCCCCUCCCAGGCUCUGACGGAGUAUUCAAGGGCCGAGGACCAGAGAAACAUUUCCUCUACGAGAUCGUCGCAAACAAGAUAUCCAGCAUUGACGUGGACAAGUGGGAUUACUUUCUCAGGGACAACAAGGCGAUGAACAUUGGGCUCACCUUCGAUUACAAGAGGUUUAUCUGCAUGUCUCGCCUGGUGGAGGUCGACGGGAAAACCAGGCUCGCCUUGGCAGAUAAGGAGGCCCGAAGUGUUGAGAAACUGUUUGAGGAUAGAACCCGACUGCAUGAGCACGGAUACCAGCACAGAGUUGUAAAGAAGAUUGAUCGAAUGUAUAUUGAUAUUCUUCUUAGUGCUGAUAAACGUGUGGAGAUCUGCGUAGAUAGAGAAGGUAAAUUUGUCCCUUUAUCUGAAGCUUGCAAUGAUAUGUUUGUGUUCUCCCAGCUGACAGAUGAAUUCUUGUUCAACACUAUCCGACACUCGAGAACAAAUGCUCUGAAAGCAGCGCGGCAAAUUAUUCACAGGAUAUCAACCAGAAAACUCUACAAAGUCGUAGGUUUGGUUGGACGAAGUGGGAGUCAUAUCUCCCAGAAGUUUAAUGAGCAUCAGGUCUCCUUGAAUGAGUUUUUAUUGAGAGCAAACGGUUCAUUAUCUCCUGAAGAUCUGACCCUCUCCUUGAAACGGAUUACCUCUGGUCUAGGUAGACAGAAUCCUGUGGAGAAGGUUCUGUUUGUAAACUCUAAAGGGCAGUCCAGGAACUACAGCUCAAAAUACCUGAAGGAGAUUAUGCCUGUUGAAAAGGAAACCUUGCUGGUAAUACUGAGGAGGGAGGGGGAGGAGUACAGGAAGGAGGCGGUGGAGUUGGUCAGAACCUGGCUCAGGCAAUCCUUCGAGGAGGAGGAUUAUGAGAUAUCCUCCUCUGAUCGAGAAUAGACAGGACUAGAUUUCAUUCCCGAAUUUUCUUAAAUAGCGAAAAAAGACAUGAUUUGAUAUCUGGAUAAAGCACAAAAUUUUAAGAAUGUAUGAUUUUUUUCAAUAUCCAGAAAUAGAAUUUGUCCAGAUUUUCAUCCUUGACACAGAAGGAUCUCCAAAUCUUCUUACAUUCAAAUUAGAAUAGGCUUUAUAAAUACGCUUCGAGGAUUUGGAACAUG